This is a messenger RNA of Odocoileus virginianus texanus, 5636 nucleotides long. Lineage: Eukaryota; Metazoa; Chordata; Mammalia; Artiodactyla; Cervidae. The record is from RefSeq and is a predicted model, not a curated record.
UCCUGCGUUGCAGGCAGAUUCUUUACCAACUGAGCUAUGAGGGAAGCCCUACUACCAACUUAAGAUGAAUGAUAAUAGUGCAUACACACAUAUGUUUAAGGUUUUAGGGGAAAAAUAUCUUUCCUGUACCUAAUUUGACUGACCAACGCAAUCAGCUGACCUUUGGCUGUAUUAAAAUUGUAAAGAUCGGAGUCCAUUAUUAAAAUAAAUGAGUAGGAUUAGAAUAGAGAAUUUAUAAAAAUAAAGCCUUUUUAAAACAAUAAAUGCUUUUGGAUAAAGUAGCAGGCUUCAAGUGAAAUUCAGUUUUGGUCUCCUUUACAGGAAUAGGUAUUCACAAUUCUGCAGAACCACCUACCACAUUUUGCAGUAUCUCCUGAGGAAGUCAGAAUCUGAGCCAUCAUGACGACUGAGUCUUGUCUUUGUUUUGAUUUGUAAACUGUGCUUUCAUUUUGAUCAUGUACAAGGUGGAGGUUAUAGCAUGGAAACUAAAAUCUUACUUCCUGCCUGACAUAACUCACUUCAAGAAGUGCACAAUGUCAGAACGUGGAAUUAAGUGGGCUUGUGAAUACUGUACGUAUGAAAACUGGCCAUCUGCAAUCAAGUGUACUAUGUGUCGUGCCCAGAGACCUAGUGGAACAAUUAUUACAGAAGAUCCAUUUAAAAGUGGUUCAAGUGAUGUUGGUAGAGAUUGGGAUCCUUCCAGCACUGAAGGAGGAAGUAGUCCUUUGAUCUGUCCAGACUCUAGCGCAAGACCAAGGGUUAAAUCUUCAUAUAGCAUGGAAAAUGCCAAUAAAUGGUCAUGCCACAUGUGCACAUAUUUGAACUGGCCAAGAGCAAUCAGAUGCACUCAGUGCUUAUCCCAGCGUAGGACCAGGAGUCCCACAGAAUCUCCUCAAUCCUCAGGAUCUGGCUCAAGACCAGUUGCUUUUUCUGUUGAUCCUUGUGAGGAAUACAAUGAUAGAAAUAAACUGAACACAAGGACCCAGCAUUGGACUUGUUCUAUUUGCACAUAUGAAAACUGGGCCAAGGCUAAAAAAUGUGUUGUUUGUGAUCAUCCCAGACCUAAUAAUAUUGAAGCAAUCGAGUUGGCAGAGACUGAAGAGGCUUCUUCAAUAAUUAAUGAGCAAGACAGAGCUCGAUGGAGAGGAAGCUGUAGCAGUGGCAACAGCCAGAGAAGGUCGCCGCCGACCGUGAAACGGGACUCGGAGGUGAAAGUGGACUUCCAGAGGAUUGAGCUGGCUGGUGCUGUCGGCAGCCAGGAGGGACUCGAAGUGGACUUCAAAAAGCUAAAGCAAAUUAAAAACAGGAUGAAAAAGACUGACUGGCUGUUCCUCAAUGCUUGUGUGGGUGUUGUAGAAGGUGAUUUAGCUGCUAUCGAAGCUUACAAAUCGUCGGGAGGGGACAUCGCCCGCCAGCUCACUGCAGAUGAAGUCCGCUUGCUGAAUCGCCCUUCUGCUUUCGAUGUUGGCUAUACUCUGGUACAUCUGGCUAUACGUUUUCAGAGGCAGGAUAUGCUAGCAAUAUUGCUUACAGAGGUGUCUCAACAAGCUGCAAAGUGUAUUCCUGCAAUGGUGUGUCCUGAACUGACAGAACAGAUCCGUCGUGAGAUCGCUGCUUCUCUUCACCAGAGAAAGGGGGACUUUGCUUGCUAUUUCCUAACUGACCUUGUUACAUUUACAUUGCCAGCAGAUAUUGAAGACUUGCCUCCAACAGUCCAAGAGAAAUUAUUUGAUGAGGUGCUUGAUAGAGAUGUUCAGAAAGAGUUAGAAGAAGAAUCUCCAAUUAUAAACUGGUCAUUGGAAUUGGCUACACGUUUGGACAGUCGACUGUAUGCACUUUGGAACCGGACUGCAGGAGACUGCUUACUUGAUUCAGUACUACAAGCUACCUGGGGCAUUUACGACAAGGACUCAGUGCUUCGGAAAGCCCUGCAUGACAGCCUGCAUGACUGUUCACAUUGGUUUUACACACGUUGGAAAGAUUGGGAGUCCUGGUAUUCUCAGAGCUUUGGUUUACAUUUUUCCUUGAGAGAAGAACAGUGGCAAGAAGACUGGGCAUUUAUACUGUCUCUUGCUAGUCAGCCUGGAGCAAGUUUGGAGCAGACUCACAUUUUUGUACUUGCACAUAUUCUUAGACGACCAAUUAUAGUUUAUGGAGUAAAAUAUUAUAAAAGUUUUCGGGGAGAAACUUUAGGAUAUACUCGGUUUCAAGGUGUGUAUUUGCCUUUGUUGUGGGAACAGAGUUUUUGUUGGAAAAGUCCGAUUGCUCUGGGCUAUACAAGGGGCCACUUCUCUGCUUUGGUUGCCAUGGAAAAUGAUGGCUAUGGUAACCGAGGUGCUGGUGCUAACCUGAACACCGAUGAUGAUGUCACCAUCACAUUUCUGCCUCUGGUUGACAGUGAGAGGAAGUUACUCCAUGUGCACUUCCUUUCUGCUCAGGAGCUAGGCAACGAGGAGCAGCAGGAGAAGCUGCUGAGAGAGUGGCUGGACUGCUGUGUGACGGAGGGGGGCGUCCUCGUGGCCAUGCAGAAGAGCUCCCGGCGGCGAAACCACCCCCUGGUCACGCAGAUGGUGGAGAAGUGGCUGGACCGCUACCGGCAGAUCCGGCCCUGCACGUCCCUGUCGGAUGGAGAGGAGGACGAAGAUGAUGAAGAUGAGUGAAAAAAAAAGAGACCAGAAGACCAGGGUAUCCGCUCUGGGGGGACCCCACUUGAGUGUGCUGCUCCAAGCAGAGCGCAUAGCGUGGAGUGAAGUGAACCUGGCAGGAUCUGCUUGGAAGGGUUCCUCCUGAUCCACACCCGACAGAGCCGAUGUGUCUGCGGCAUGAGGAGACAGAGAGCUUUGGACUACAGUUUGUAAAAAAGAAAAAAACUAAUUUUAUUAAGACAGAACUUUUUUCCUUUCAGAUUGUAAAUCUGUCUAUAAAUGUAACGCAUGUGGUUGUGUAAGAAGUUGUGUAAUAGGACAAGUUGUACCAGCAUCUUCAUAUUAUUGAGAAGUUUUUCCAGCAUGGGCACCUCCAAAAGCACAUGGCAGGUCACUCUUUGUUCCUUUGAGAUAAUUCUUUAUAAAGUAGAACCUGGCAUUCUACUUCCAUCUUAAAAGAUCCAUUUUACAUUCUGUCUCACUAGAGCUCCUUAGAGAUUUGGAAACUUUUUGUACAAAUUAUCCGUAGCAAAACAUAAAAAUAAAAACAAGCUUUUAUUUUUUAUUAGUAAUUUAGCUCCUGUUGUGCCCAAUAAAAUCUUUAAGGAACAAACUGUAAGGAAAGUCAGAAUUUUUUAUUGAGUGAACUUCAUGUAGACAUCCUUCCCUUGUUUGGAAAAGGGUUUUGGUUUCUCUUAUUUUGUCUUUUUCAGUUUCUGAUAAGCCGCCUUUCAGUAUUUAGGUAUUUAUUUGUUUGGAAGAGUGCUCUUAAACUGAGGCUUCCUCCACCAGACUCUGGGCAGCAGUCUCCUUGUGAGUAGUUACCCCAUGGAUGUACAUUAGGGCAGCAGCUGGCCCACUCGAACUGAAUGAAUUAUGUGAAAUCUGCUCACUUGCCUCUGUGGACAUUAGACUCCCAAGUUGCUGUGCAGAGGGUCUUUGGAUUCUUUAUCAUCAACUCUGCUUUAAGCAAAUUGUGUUAGAAAGGCAUGCCUUUGCUUGGGCUAAUUGCGAAUUUCCGUUCAGAAUAGAAUAAAGAUUUUCAGAAUGCAGUAAGGUGGUUAAAUGCAUUGUAUAAUGAAUUUCUCAGUGAGUAGUCUGAGAAUUUUUGCAUGUUGGUUAAUUGUGGCCAUUCUUAUUUAAAGUUAUAACUAUAAUCUUAGGUAGAAAAACUUUCUAUAAAAAGUAUUAUUUGACCACUUCAGGUAUACAUUCAAUACUGGGUAAAAAUUUCAGACCUAUCUCAGGAACACAGAGAGACUUAGUGUCCUGAUAAGCACUUUGUAGAGUAUUGAUGUGGCAAGGAAUUUCAAACACACAUACACACACACUCUCUUUCCCUUUGAUAAAAAGGCUGUGAAAACCUUUAAAUAUUUGCUUCUUGUUUUCUUCUAUUUAGAUGGUAUUGAAAUGUGCACAACCUCAGAUUUGAUGCUGAAAUACUAAAAAUAGUAAAAUACCUGUGAGAUGUCAUUUCUUUAGUUCUUUCUUCCCUCCCUGAAAGGCGUUCCCAGGAUGAAAGAAUUGCUGCUGCUGCAUGCUAAAACAUGCAGGAAAAAUAUUUGCAUUUGGAUUCCAUAUAAAUGAAUUUUGAUUUAAUAUUGGUAUGUUACUGUUUCAAGGGGCUGAUGUUUUCUUACAAAAUUGACAUUCUGGUUUGCUUUUGUUUUGAACAGUAAUUAAGCAAGGAUUUAGAAGGCUGCCAUUCUGACUACUUAGCAUAGCAUCCCUAUGAACUUUUCUUCAUGUAUAGGGAGAAUUCUGUAGUGGCCAGACAACCCAUUCCAGUUGCGGUUAAGCCAGUUGAAGAAGCCAAAGAGAAAGGUCUGAGGGAGCAGCAUCUGGUGGCUAGGGUCUCCAGGACAGUCAGUGCCGUGCGGGGAGCUGCAGCUUGGGCUCCGGCCUCCGUGUGCUGUGUCUGCUGAGCGAUGUGUCCCCCGAGGUGCCUCUUUAUUUAUUUAUUUAUUUAUAGACCAGGGACCCUGGCCACAUCUAGCUUAACAGGUACAGCAUUCUUCCCUGUGGGAAAGAACUAUAUAUGUGUGUGUGUGUGUGUGUGUAUAUGUAUGACUCCAGUUCCUAGGCUCCAGACGGGGUGGAGCUUUAAAUGGUUUUCACAGCAGAUUGGCUGGUAAAGGCUAACAUUUUGGUGAGUCAGUGCUAUGUUAAGCUCUUGAACUAUCAAACAGCCAUAACUAUCGUCCCAAGAGAGAAUUUGCAGUCCUUUCUCAGAUUCCAUGUGGCGGGGUGACAGAUAACUCAGUGUCUUUUGGUUGACUCUGGACAGUAAUAUCUUAACCGUAUGGACUUGACUUUACGGUUCCUCUUCUUGGGAGAAUACAGUGUGGUGGUUUCUGUUCUAAUUAAAAGCCAUGGAUUUGGACCUGCCUUUUCAUGUUUUUGGCUCUUAGGCUCAUCCUGUGACAGAUUAGUCUGUGUUAAGGGAAUACUGCUGUGCGUAGGCAGUUGGGGUCUCCUUGGUGUGCAAAUGUCAUCCCCGCACAGAUUACCCGUUUGACAAGUGGUUAUGAAGACGACAGUGAAUCGCCGCUCCGCUCCCUGGAGUGAUGAUAUAGGUCAGUGACUAUGCGCUCCACCUUGAUCCACGUCAGGUGGUUUUAGUGUAAUUUUUCAUGGGAGAGUUGGGAUGGGACCACCACCUUAAAAUGAGUGAGGAGGUUGAUGUUUUCAGUUGCCAUGACUUUUUUUUAAUGGAAAGAGGCAGGGCAGUUGUAAAGGUGUUUGAUAUCUGGACUUGUUGGACUUAACCAGCAUUUAUAAAAGGGAUUUAAUGCUAUUUGAGAAAGGAAGACUCAUUAAAUCAACUGAAAGUUCUUAACACAUGAAAAUGACUGAUGUUAAUUAUUUUGCAACAUUUCUUUGUAAAUACCAUUUACAAACAAUUUUUUGAGAUUCACCUCCCUUCCUGCAUUAAUGCUUGGGUCAGGUAAUUUUACUUUUGGGUAAAUUAAAAUCAAAACUAAAACUUGA